Anneissia japonica is the source of this 1890-nucleotide messenger RNA. RefSeq names its product 3-ketodihydrosphingosine reductase-like. Gene Ontology annotation, molecular function: 3-dehydrosphinganine reductase activity. The record is from RefSeq and is a predicted model, not a curated record. Bases 65 to 1084 code for a protein of 339 amino acids. The transcript is spliced from 10 exons. Gene Ontology annotation, biological process: sphingolipid biosynthetic process. Gene Ontology annotation, cellular component: endoplasmic reticulum membrane. Lineage: Eukaryota; Metazoa; Echinodermata; Crinoidea; Comatulida; Comatulidae.
GACUAUUUUGUGGUUGCCAGAGUUGAGGAUUACAUUAAACAAAUUUGAGAAGAGCACAUUGAAGAUGGAUGUGAUAGAAUUAUUAGUUUUAUUUGCGGUUUUGCAGCUGCUUGCAGUUUUAGCAUUUGCUAUUUCUCCAUAUGUAAGGCCCAGACGGUUUAAACUGAAAGGAUCGCAUGUGAUUAUAACAGGUGGUUCAAGUGGCAUAGGAAAAGCUGUUGCAGUAGAAGCAGUAAAAAAUGGUGCAAGUGUCACUCUUAUGGCCAGAAAAAAGGCCAAACUUUUAGAGGCCCAACAGGAAGUUGAAAAAUAUGUCCAAGAAGGUUCAAAACAGCGAGUAAAUAUAAUUGUACUAGAUGUUGCCGAUGAAUAUUCAAAGGUUGAGCAGGCAUUUAAAGAGGCUGUCUCUGAACUUGGCCCAUGUGACAUGUUGGUAAAUUCUGCAGGCGUGUCGUGUUCUAAGGCCUUUGUGGAUACAGAUAUUGAAGAGUUCGAGAAUGUAAUGAAAAUUAACUUGAAUGGAACAGUGCAAGCAACAAGGGCUGUGUUAGACCAGAUGAUGUCAAGGCAGCGUGGCAGGAUUGUCCUCAUUUCAUCCCAGGCUGGCCAGAUCGGACUGUAUGGCUUCACUGCCUAUUCUGCUUCUAAGUUUGCCUUACGAGGCUUUGCAGAGAGCCUACAGAUGGAGGUGAAACCAUAUGAUAUCUAUGUGACUGUGAACUGCCCUCCAGACACAGAUACGCCAAUGCUACAAGCAGAGAGUAAUGAUAAGCCAAAAGAAACACAAUUAAUUUCGGAGACUGCUGGAUUAUUUCAACCAGAUGUCGUCGCAAAAAUAAUUCUCAAAGAUUCUCAGCGUGGUGUGUUCUUGAGCUAUGUUGGACUUGAUGGAUUUCUUCUGAAGCAGAUAACUUGUGGGAUGUCAACUGUUAUAUCAACUGCAGAAGCACUCCAGCAGGUUUUUCUGGUGGGGAUUUGCAGAGCCAUUGGUCUAUUCUACCUUACAUCCUUUGACAAGAUUGUACACAAAUGCAAAAGGGAGCGUGAGAUGGCGGCUAUCACAGAAAAAAAUAAAAGUGAAUAAAUUCUAAGGGGGACACUGAACCAGGCUCAGGGGAUUGAUGUGAGGGUCUGGGGUGAAUAAGCAGCUUUCGAUUUGGACGACGCGGCGUUUUAUGACGGGCAGUGGAGCGUGAAACCGUACUGCGCAUGCGAAUACAUGCGAAGUCGUUUGUUGUGUGGAUUUGACAACGGGCUUUGAGCGAUUUGGCGUUGUGUUGACUACGGCAACGUGAGUUUUAUAAAUACGCGCUCGCUGUGGCGCCUGCAUAAUUUGAUCACGCAAUACGAGGGAGCGCGUCGUCCUGUAAAUCGAAACAGCUUUGAUGUUGAGACGGGAAGUGCAUAGUAUGACAUUCAUGGUUGACUGAAUUCCCCGUCGCAGCUCCCCGCGUCGCCCAUUUCGAAAGCUUGCUAAUGUCUAGCAGAGGUCGUCCUGGUGCUAUAUUUGAAUUUAAUUUUGUAUAUUUAUAACUUUAAUUUGGUGUAUAUGAUAUCACUAUUCAGCAUGGUAAUUAUUAAUAAAUAUACUUAAUAUAUAACCAUCAGUUUUCUAAUUAGAAUUAUUGGUAAUUCACUUUAAUUAAUUUAUCUUAAAUUUUAUAAAUAAGUGGGUGUGGUAACUUAAUAUUAAUAAUUUAGAUAAGUGGUUGGGAAUAAUAAUUUUUUUUUUUAAUUAGCUAAUUGUUCUUUAUUAUGCAGGUAGUAACUAAUAGUUAAUGCUGAAUACUAUUGUAAUUCACAUUUAAUAUUUUACAAAUAUUUAAUCAAUAAUUUUAAUACAAUGAAGCAAAAAAUAAAGGUGAUAACAAACUCAAGUAAAAUUCGAAA